Molecule: messenger RNA, 21822 nt
Organism: Xyrichtys novacula (pearly razorfish)
Lineage: Eukaryota; Metazoa; Chordata; Actinopteri; Labriformes; Labridae
Source: the annotation of a GenBank genome assembly
CUGUUUGUGUCUUUGUGUUCUUUACAGUUUUCCUUUCUCAUUUGUGGAUCUCCGUUUUUGCCUUUGUGUGUUCUUGCUGCCAUUUUGCAUCUCUCUCUUUUGAGGGAUUUUGUGUCUUUUUCAAGCCAGUGUGUUUCAUUUUUGUGAUUUUAUCAUCCCAUUAUCAUUACAAUUGAACUUGUAUUGCACUUCAAGUUGAUUACUCUCCAACUUUCUGUUGUUGAUCUCUCUGUUUCCCCGUCUUUUUGCAACUUUAACUUGUGUUUAUUUGCUUGUUCGUCUGUAUUGAUCUGGUUUUACUGUGGAUUUUUUGUUGUUGUUGUUUGUUUUUGGCUUUUUAUGUCUUUUCUUGUCAGUCUGUUUGUAUUUUAGCAGUAAUUUUUUAGCAGCAAUAUUUUUUGCAUCCAUCCGAGUAAAGGUUCUGUGUGUUUGUGUAGUCAUUGCGUGUCCUAAUUUGGUUGUAUUUGGGUCUUUUUGCCUGUUUUUGUGUCUCAUUGUAAUCAUUUAUAUCUUUUUUUUCUAUCAGAGUUGUUUCUGUCUUUGUUCGUUUCAUUCAUUUGCCUUUUUUUAUGGCUUUGAUUUCUAUUUGCAUUCCUCUUGCAUUCCUCUUUGUUGUGAUUUUGUGUCAUUUCAUAUCUGGUACAUUAGACCAUUGCUUUGUUUUGUAUCUUUUUGGCACUUUGUGUACUUAAGGGCCUAUUUUGCAUCUCUUUUAAUUGCUUUUCUGCAUCUCUAUGUAAUUACUUUCAGUCUUUUUGUGAUUCUGUCCAGAUAUCCACUCUAUCAUUUUGAAUCUUUUGGGGGUUUGUGUAUUUCUGAGGAUGUUUUGCACCUUUACAAAAAGUGUCUUUUCUGUAACCACUGUCUUUCUUAGUGUGACUUCGUUAGACCCAUAGACUGUACUUAGAAUGGACGCCACCUGCCUCCUCGCUGGGUGAAGCCAUCAUGAGAACAGCACCCUCUGGUGACGGGCUGCAGCAUAGGUCAUAAAUCCCGCCUCCUCCAGCAAUCCCUAUGGAGCUGUGGACAAACUUUAGAAAUUUAUUACGCAGAAUAUAAAAUUUUCUCCCCCCUGGUUGCGAUGUUGACAUGUAGUUAUUGUAAGACUGGUUUGUGUUCAAGUCCUCUUUUUUCUGUGCAGGUCCAUUUUUAAAAGUUAUUCGUGGUUUCAUGUUUUCUAUGAUUGACACUUGAUCCAGCCUAUGGGCGUACAAAGAUUGCGCAGCUCACCCUAGGGAAACGCUGUUUGAGCACUCUCUGGGACUCUCCUGCCAAAUGCGUACAAUGCAACUGCGCAAGUGGUGGUUCCAGGAAGUGGAGAUCUCAUCCAAGUUGUCCAUAGUAUAUAUUGUACACUCCAUGAGUUUGACCUUUUAAUAACCAGAAGAGCAUUUAGAUUACGGUUCAACGAUUUAUUUUUUGCUUGAUUUUAUUUUAUUUUUCUUGUUAUUUUUCUUAUUUCUUAUGGUCAUACUCUAUCUUUGGGAGGCUGUUUUACAGCUGUUUUCAGUCAAUAUGUGUCUUUUUGUUUUUACAGGUUGUUUUUCCGUCAUUUUGCAGCACUUUUUGUAUUUGUCCAACCUUCUACCUUCUUUUACCAUCCCUCUUUGAAGUGGUUUUGUGUCUUUGUACCUAUUUGUGGCUUUAUUUGAGUGUCUUUGCACUUGGUUUGCACUUUCUGUGGCCACUUGUGUCUCUUUACAGUCACGUUGUAUCACUUCUUUAUAAUUUUCCUUUGUUGUUGUCAGUGUGUAUUAGUUUCCUUUGGUCUUUAAGCUUUUUUUUAGUAGUUUGAGUCUUUUAAAACCAUUUUCAGUCUCAUUUUCGAGACUGUUUGUCAAUCUUUCUUGCCUAAAACAUCAAACUUAAAAAGUCCAGUGCAACUUUGGUGCUAAAGCCAAAAAGUUGGUCUCACAGUAUCUACUAUGACACUUAAAGUCAUCGGGAAUUAAAGAGAGGUACUCCUGUUUAACUCGUAUGUCUUUUGUAUAUGAUAGGAAAAGUUUAGAGUAAGUAGUAUAUAAACAAUAUAAACUAUAUAAAGUAGAUGACUAGAUUCCAGAAAUCCACCUGCAGCAGCUGAUCAGUGGCAGAAGAAGACCUCAUGAUACUGCAGCUGCACGUCUUUCUCUCUGUGGAUGUGGAUUCACUUUCAAAGGACGAGCGACCAAAAUUCAUUUCAGGGUGAAUCUGUUGCCGUAACGAUUCGUUAGCAGAACACAAGCUGGUGAAUGUGCUGAAAGAUCCUCAGUGCUUUCCUCCCUGAUAGGAGAGAAGGGAGGAGGACUGAGGAGCUCUCGGACUUGGUACUAGACUGCCCCCUUGUGGUGAGAGUUUAAAAGUGGAAUCAUGCUGAGGUCGCAGGGUGUGGCAGUGGUAGAUUUUGAUAUGAUCCUUAAUGGACACAGACCAAACACAGAAACUAAGAGAACAGAGGGAAUAUUUAAAAUGUGAAUAGAAAGUGUGGAUGAAUUUCAAGUUAUUCAUACAGCCUCUUUCCCUCUUUAAGAGGAUUUGAUUUGUAUGUGUCACAGUGCUGCUUUGAAAGAGUGGAUCUUAUAGAAAAGAUGGUGUCAUUUGAUAUUUGGAGGAUGUUAAAUUUGUUUCAUUCAGACCUUGUUUUCUCUUGUACUUCUUCAUUCUCAGCCAGCAGUGUCCCGUAUCUCUUUUUCCCUUUGUGAAUAUUUCCUCUGCUAUGAUAUUUUUCUAAAAUUUCCAUCCCAGAGUUUCACGCUUAGAUCCAACUCAGUGAGCUUUUCGUGCCUCAGCUCCAGCUUGUUAAGAAAAGCAGCAGAGAUUUCCUCCCGCACCGAGUCUCUAAUCAUUUCCAAACCUGGUGAGCACCAACAGGGAUUUCAGCUCCGAGUUUUUCUCUGAAAAAAGAGGGAAAUUAGGUCCAAGCAUCGGUCUGCUUGGUCCUUUUAGUGCUGAAAUAGGGAUGAAAAUAAUAACUGUAGCAUUGAAGCUUUUCUUAGAUCAUUUUGCAGCAGUGGCCUAUACAAACUGAACAUAACUUCAGCUCUUUACAGGCAGUGCAACAUAACAAAAAGCUUAGAAACUUAAAAAAAAGAGCUGUUUGUGGUGCUUAACAUGUAGCUGGUAAAGCCAUAACUGCAUUCACCAAGGUUUUUGUCCUCAUUGUAUUCAUUUCAGAGUCCAUUUCUGGUCCAAACAAGAUUUGUGAAUGUGUUCCCACUCUUCCUCCACACUUAAUAAAAGGCGAAACUUUUACAAAAUAAUCAGUAAAUCCCGUAUCAAUCAAUCAGUCUGGAGGUCGAAUAAAAAAUAGAAUAAAAUUACAGGAUAAAUAAAUAAGAAGGGUAUUAUAAGAUUAGUCAAAGACAAAAUUUAGUGAAAAGCCAGAGUGAAAAGGUGGCUCUUAAGUUUUCUUUUAAAAAUACUGAUACUCUGUGACACUCUCAGGUCUGCAGGUCAGCUGUUCCUCAGAUGUGGGCUGUUAUAAUAAAAAGCUACCUCACUGUGAGUCUUGUCUUGACUUUGAGCACAGUUAAAAGACCACUACCUGAAGACUUUGGGGAUCUCACAGGCUCAAAUGAUUGGAAGAAAGUCUGAUAAGUUGGAGCCGCACCACAAGGUCCUUUAAAAACCAGUGAAAAGAACCUCAAAAUCAGUUUAACAGAAACUGGAAUCCAAGCCAGACUUGAAAAUUGGUAUAAUGCGGGCUCUCUUUCUAGUCUUUGUCAGCAUUCCUUACAGCUGAGUUAUGCAGGAAGAUGUUCUUCUUAGAAAGACCAAGAAAUAAGAGCGUCACAAUUGUCAGUUCUGCAAGUUAUAAAAGCAUGAACUAACGUCUCUACAUAGACUUGAAAGAAAAUCCAUUAACACUCUGGAAAUGUUUUUCAAGUGUUAAAAUCACUUUUAAGUGCUGCCCUUGUCAUGUGGCUCAAAACUCAGGUCUGAAUCAAACUGAGACUCUUGACCUGCUGACAUUGAUUAAAAAGACCGUGCUUUGAGCUUUGGUGCUGGAGCUCAGAAAGAGAAACUAAACACAAUGACCACAACCUGGCUGAGCUAUAAAAAGUCAUCUGCCAGUUAUGACUCGAUAUUGAAAAUACAGUUAUAUCUAGGGCUGCGCGAUAAACUGAAAAUUUACUGACACUGAAAUUUACGACAAUAACUGACAUCAUUUUGCCCAUGUCAAUAGUUCCGUGUCAAAAUAAUAAAGAAAUAAAAGCUGGUUUUGGAUGUGUGUCCACCCCAUCCAGUCCAUAACAAAGAGGGAAGACAGGUGAGGAGAUGGAAGACGGUUCAAAAGUUGGAGCGGAGCGGCGGCUGAAGUAGAUGAAGUUAAUGUAGGAAGGGGUGAGCAGUUUGUGGAAUAGUUAUCAUCCAUUUAUCGUUAUCGAGGUGAACUGCUCAAUAUAUCCUGAUAUUGAUUUGAAGCCAUAUCACACCAGCCCUUGUUAUAUCUACAUCUUAUAUCUUUUAUCUUAUUUGUAAGUUCAGCCAUUUUCAACCCAAAAGAAACAGCUAUGACAGUUUUUCUUGAUUGCUAAGAGACGUUCUUUAAAACUAUCCACCCUUUCCUCCAAACAGUGAACACAAAGCCUCAGAUUCCUCUGACAAAAUCAAACAAUCAUAUCCAAACAGUUUCGUCUGUGCUCAGAAUCAAAAGUUUCUGCAUCACAAAGCAGUCAAAAUGAAAACACAACUGAGUUGGCAUCACGCACAACACCACAAAGUAGAAAAUAUGGGAAUCAGGGACUGAUCCAAAAAGAGAGUUUGCUUUUCAAACCACAGUGAGCAAAUACAGUUUUACUAAUGCUAAAGUCACUGAAAAUGCAAUUGUGCUUUCUUACAGACAUGUAAAGAAACUGUACUCAGACCUUUGUGGGGUUGAUUCACCAUCAGAAUCAGCUAUGUGUUUCUUGAUAGUAAGUGUUAUGUCCCAUAUAUGGAUGGCCAAGAUAUAACAUGCAUAAGAUCCAUUUCUCCCAAGUCCCAGGUAGCCACAACGACUAAUAUUCUAAAGUGAGAGGACAUAAAAAUGUAUUAUCAGGAAUGAUAAUAGUUCAUAAUAAUUAGAAAAUAUAUUUAGAUUAACUUUGGGUUGAUUUAAGGUCCAAAAAUAACAAACAAACAAUUAUGAGAGGUAAAGUAACUGAUCAAAAUAAUCAAAGAAACCAAAAUACAGGCAUUUGAGGGGAGAAAGCCACAUAAACACAAACACAUCCAACACAAGCAAAUGAACAGAGACAAAACAGAGAGGAAAAAUGUGCUGUGACCACAGUGGUGACACAACAAAGACUGUAUGCAGUGCUUUUCAAAGAUUGUGAACACGAAGACAGAUGUCUACAAUGUGAUUGGUCUUCCUUGUGUUGUUUGACCUCUGACACACACUCUUCCUCCUCUGCCUUUCAGAUUGUCUCCAUCCAUCUUUGAUAUCAACUUUCAGCUCACCUGCUCUCUGAACUAUCUUAUAUUUUCAUCACUUUCGGUUCCAACAUGUUUUUCCAGUUUUAAGUUAAAUUGUGUAAACUGUAACACCGGUGCUGUAACUCUGAUUAACUUCUGACACCACACUUUGGCGCCACAAUCACAAUCUUCAAAGCGUGUCUUAUAAGGUCAUAAUGGCACACAUAUGCCUACGCCACACCUCCACCAAGCCUUUCAUGGCACUCACUCUUAUAUAAUGACAUUCAGCCUCGACAUCUCUGUCCAUCAUGAGGGAUUAUGAUGUAAAUAUAAUGUGGUCAGUCUUUCCAUUUGUUGGAGAAUCCUUAGAUUACACAGAUGGCCCCAUAAUCUGUAACCAACUUCAUAAACAUAAUCCAGUUUUCUGGGAGUAAUCUGGUUUCACAGCAGGUCUUGACACAGGUAGUUGUUGUAGACAUAUUGUAACUGUAUGUAUCAUUACCUGUAUUGAUCAACAUGGGCCCAUAAAGCAGAUAGUAGUUAGUGACUGGCUGUUGUGUGGACGUGUCAAAGGAGUGGCAGUUUUGUUUUUAAUCAACUGGAUGUGAACUAGGCGGCACUGGUUGGAUUAUGUGGGGGAAUCUUUGCAUUACUUUUAUUUACAUGUAUGCAUCUAAUAUUAGGUACACUUGGAUACAUUUUGCAUUCAGGAGAGAGAUGUUAUAGGCACAGAUUUUUUGUGAAAGGUAAAGUACAGCAGGUAAAUUUAGAAAUAGAGUUAUAAUCUGCAAAAACUCAAAUCUAGGCAUGUGUUUUUGUUUUACUUCUAGUUAAAGAGUCUUAUUGAACUUAAUAUGUGCUAGAGUCUAGAUAAGGCCAAGUUACUUUAAAAGAGUAAACAUAAUGUGACAGCGGCAGACAAAAACAAACUGUCAAUUUAUUUUUAAAGCAUUAAAGUUUCCUGAAAUGAGAAUAAUUUCUUCAGUCAACAACUCAACAAAUACAGUUUUAUUCGUUGUAACAAGAAAUUCAAGUCUGAACUCAUUAGCACUUGUACUUUGCAAGGCACGCUUCGCAGAACUUAUUCCUUCUUUGCAAACUCCAAGCACAAUCUCUCCCACUAAAGCACAUUUGAAACACAUUCUGUGCUGUGAUGGACUUUGAUGCAUAAAGGUAACCACAGGUGUCAGAGGUUAAACACAGUUACAUACUCUGGCUCUAGAGAUUUGAUACCACUAAUACAGAAUGAGGCAGUUCAGGGGUACAGGUGAGCUGAAGGUUGGUAUCAAAGAUGGAUGAAGAAAAGGUGAGAGACAGAGGAAGAGGAAGAGUGUGAGUAGAGGUGGUAGACCAAAGGAUGAGGGCACAAAGAAUAGAGUGUGACUGUCUCUGCGUUUACCAUCUUUGCAGAGCGCCGCUUGUGUGCUAUCUUACAAUGAGAGAUUCUUAAAGUCCCACUCCCAACAAUUUUUUAAAUUUUUUUAUGACUUUAAGUGUUGUUAAUGGUCCUUAAAUUGUGAUUAUUAAGUUUUCACUUUACCUGUUUCAUUUUCAAGGGCUUUUCUUCUGCAGAGCUCCAGUAGCUCAUUAGCAAUUCGCCUCUGAGUCGUGGGCCGAGACAGCGCUGCUCUGCACACUCCUCUUCAUGCUAGCUUGUAGCCUAACAUUGCCGGUGCAGCAGAAGUAGCAGGUAACAUAGCAGCUAUUCAGCUCUCGGACACUUUAGGGGCAUGAUCAAAGUUAAUAUCAUAAUUAGGUUUCUUACAAGCAUUGCAGUCCACUAACGGACAAACUUGUUCCACAAUUGUCCUUUUUAUUUCUCCGAGUCUAGCUUGCAUAGCGGGGAUCCAGGGGCGGAGCGUUGAUUUGCUGGGUAGGAAAUCUCACUGUAUCUGAACCUGCCGUUUGGGUCUGCCAGAGAUUCAGCAAUUUGGAUGCAGAAAUACUCAGAAAUGUAAUUUUGCACUUAGUUUUUUUUGUCCUGUAGCAUCAGAAAAAUGUUAUACGAACAUAUAAAAAGCAAGAAAAACAUGAUUUUUAUCGGAGUGGGUCUCUACAGUAAAGCCCGGUUUAGACCUAUGCCACUGGACAAUAAGCAUAUGUUUGUCGCCAGAUGCACACCUCCUCAAAAUAUUAUUGGUUAUCAAUACGAUGUGGACUGCAAGCCCUGUGAUUGGUCUACUUGUCAGCAGAUAUUUCAGGAACAAGUUCUGCUCUUGUUCCUGUCCUCUCUGUCCUGUGGGAGUCAGGUUUACAUUGUGGUUUUGUUACUCAGAUUUUCCAACACUGUUAAUUUGACAUUACUCUCUGGCAAGAACCCUGCCCUCUUCCUCUGCAGCCAUUUAUUCCUUCUCCUCUGACAUCUCCACUCUUUUUUUCUAUGCAAGAAUAGAAGCAUGAUCACAACAUGCAGUCCAACAUAAAUACUGUAUAUUAGGCUGGGAUUCAGCCAUCGUGGUUUCCCGUACUCAAACAAGAGGGCAACAUAGGAGGUCCAAAAACCGGCGAUAAAGUAAGCAUAGACAUCACAUAGCUAGCUAGCAUUCACAUGGAGUACUGCAGAGGAACUUACACUCAAACACACAAACACAUUAUUUAUCUGGUGAUUAACAUAUGUUCUGUUAUUGCUUCAUUAAACAAUGCAAUCACGUGUUUUUUUGGACAUUGUGAAGGUUUACAGAGCAGCACAAUAAGAAAAUGUACAAUGCAGGUUUGCAGGGCAGCAUGAAUCCUGUGUGCAGAAAAGUGAAAUAUAAUGGAGUUCUUCAGCACUGUAAAGACUUUGUGACCGUACAAGGUCAUGUGAGGCAGAGUGAGAAGGGUGUGAGUGUGAAACACAGUAAAACCCCCAUUUUACCUGACAGAGUGAGGCUUGUUCAGCGUUCCUUCAAAUUAUGAAUUCAUAAAACUCUGUGUUUCAUAAAAAGGAGGGUUCUGGGCCUUUUUCAUCCAGACAGAAACAUGAGGAGGUUCAGUGGGCUGUGGCAGCAUAUGUGCCAGUCGUGACCUCGAUCCCUAAACAACGCAUGUUAUAUUACCGCAAUGAUUCUCAGCCAUGUAAUAAUCCCCUGUGAGCAGAUGCAGAGAUCUACAAGCUUCAUAAACCUGAACCCAGACAAAAAUUACACUUUUCUAUCUCUGUCGGUGCUCUCUGGUGUGACUCUGCACCCCGAGCAGCAGGGUAAUAGAUAAGGCAGGCAGGUGUGGAGAUGUGCAUUCAGGUGCUGGUAGGUGGUGUGUGCUCAUGUGUGUGUGCAGCGUCACCCAGACACCCAUCUUCAGGGUACAGGGAGGAUUUACAGGAACACUGGCUGUCUGCCACUAAAAGGCUCCAAUAUGACACCUGAAAUCCUUCAUUUGCCUCUGUGCAGGAGUAAUUUCAGGUAAUAAACCCACCUCUUUGCCUGCAAGGAUUUUUUGUCAACACCAUUUUACAUCUGAGGCAAUUCUGCAGAACAGCACUCCCAGGCUGAGGGCUGCCUCUAAAAGCAAAAUAAUGAGUCUGUAUUACUAUCCAUUACAGCGCAAACACAUUCCUGCUUCACUGUUUCUGCCUGUGACGUGCCCGAGCCUCUGUGUUCGGCAGGAGAACGAGCACAUUGCAAAACGUCGAGGCGAAGCCAAUUAGCCACAUCCUUGGCGUGCCGCGUCUGCACGCCCUGCAGGAGGCCUUCAUAGUCAGACAGCACAACAACACUCCCUCCCACAGACACAUACACACACACACAAACGAGGCUUUCAGGAGGAGUGGCGUAAACUGCACUUAGCCAUCAAUAGUCUCAUCCUCCAGAACCACACAGUGUGAGAGACAGAGGGGGAAAAGACGGUUUAAUCCUGGCCUUAAAACCUGGUAAAAAUAGGACUGGGAGUAGAACGCAGCAGAUUAGGCCAAGGGAUUAACUCGCCAUUUGUUUUCUAAGAGCAUCCGGUGCUGGAGGUGCAAGAGGAGAGGAGAGGAAAGGAGAGGAGAGGAGAGGACAUAGCAGAGGUGAGGAAAGGAAAGAGGAGGAAUGUAAACAACCAAUUUAAGCAAAGGAGAGGAGGUGAAACAGGAUUGGAAACAAGGAGAAAGGACAGAGAGAAAGUGAGACAAGAGGAAAUCAAAUUAAAUUAAUCUUAUUAAUCAGUAAAGAGGUUAAACUCCUGCUGUGUGCUGUUUACCUGGUGUCACCUUCUCUAGAACAACCAAGGCCAUAGCCGCACCUGGACCUCCUAGAGAGGCAUGGUUAGAAGUAAGCCUUCACAGUCAAGCCAAAUAGAUUUAGGAAACACCCUCAUUAUGAUUAUCUGGGCCUUAAAAUCCGUGCAUCAGACUGCUUUGAGCUUCAAUAAAAGUACUGAAAAAAAACCUGUUGAUCAUUUCAUGCAAUCCGAAGUCCAAAUGCUCUUCAGGGUGGAUGAGUUUUAGGGUCACAACUCCACUGAAAUGAAACGAAACUAUCAGAAGGUUUUAAAAGAGGAGAAAAUGUCUCGUCGCCACUUUUAGAGGCUAUUUCUUUCAAGGAGGCAGCUGCUUUUAUGUGACUGUCCAGUGGCUUUGUAAGAUUAAAAAGAGCAUGUCCACUAAAUUCUAAUAUACUGCGAUGAUAAAGGAUAAUAUUCUGCUAGAGUAUGGUUCUACAUACACUCAGAUUAUCUUUAUCAGUUUGGUAGUAAACACAGUCACAUUCAGAAAAACAAACCUCGUCUCCAUAGCUACAGAUACAGUGUUUUCUAUCCAUCUGUGCUUCUUUUGUUGAACAUACAGGUUACAGGAAAACUCAGAGAGCUUGAAGAUGUGAGUUUUUUCUGUCAUCUCUUAACAUCAUGGUAUUGUCUUCUGGAAGAUGAGGACACUGUUAUCUUUUUCUCACCACAGACCUGCUUCAUCUCAGCCUCAAAACUAUUAUUUUAGACCAUCCUCAAGCUCUCCAUCAUGCACACUUUUUUUUAAUACGUGCAGAAAUGGACACACACUUACAAACAUAUGGUCAUACACAACUAGGAGCAUUUUUUCUGGUGCCACUGAUCAUCAUGCCCCUAGAUAUUAAUACAGAUUGAACAGUAUCCGUUAUGCACACCGUACAAAAUAAAACCAUGUUAUCCAGCUCCAAAAAUAAGAAAAUAACAGCCCUCUUUUGAAUAUGAAAUUACAAAAGAGAUACCUUACUUGUGUGAAAGGUAAUCACAAAAGUUCCUCUCUCUAAAAAAUGAGUUUAAACUCCAUCUGAUAGUCAGAGUUCACCAGCAGCAAAGUCGCAGAUACCCCCGGCGUAGAGGACAAACCGUAUCUCUGUUUCUGUUACUGCUGACUCAGCAUUCAUUAAAGCCAGCAGCGGACAGCCAAUGAAGCAAAGGGUGAAAACUUAAUGUUUCAAAGCAGACUCAAUUUCAGAGGGAGUUUUGGUUCGGGGCCAACAUACCUAAUAUUCUCACACUGCUCAAGGAAGUUAGAAACAGUAAUGCCCAUCUAUCUACACGGAGAGAAGUGAAUGAGCUGGAAAUACCAACACUUUAGGUAUGACGAACAGCUCCUGAUGGCCUUAAUAUCACAGGUUUUUCCAUUUAUGUGCAAUGUCCCGUGUCUGUAUGGCAUGCUGUAUAAAUGUGGCUCAUAACAUAAAAUCCAUAAGCUGCAGCUCUUUACUCAUAAGUCCUCCUAAAAGCUUUUUUAUGGGCACAUAUUGGAGUGUGAUUAAAGCACAUAUGCACACACAUUCUCCAUGUCUGUGCAAUUCAACAAGGCAAUAUCUUAACUUAUGCAGUGGUGAACAGAGCAUUAACUGGAAAAAAAGUGCUGCUAUUCCCAUCAUCCCCUUACUUAGAGGCGUGUUUAUCUUGUGGACAGAAUCAGUAAAUCUUUGUAUUACAAUCAAAAUUUGUAAAUAAAGAACACCUGAAGAUAAUGCUGAUUUACAUGAUUUACAUGUAUUGAAUAAAGUAGCUCAUAUUCUUUCAUAUUCUUUCCUUACAUUACCUGCGUUGCAAGCAUUAACGUGAUGAGUGUCCAAUAUUAUCUUGUUUUUUCAAUUGCAUGCUUUUGUUGCCUUCUCAGGCCACAGACUGUAUGAAAUAUCGAUGCAGCCUCAGCGACACCAUCUAUUGGUUUCUGAUUCAGAAUUUUGAAGCCUAUAGCGUAAAUGACAGUCACCAUAUUAGAAAUGCUGACUCAACGUAGCUCUAUAAUGCCUGACACCACAAAUUAUGGCCAGAAAAUUCCAUUUUUUUUGGAGCUGAAAUGUUUAUUUCACUUACGAGUACUGAAAACCACCAAAAAAUCAAAAAGUCCUUAAAAUUAUUGAUCUCGUUUGAUACAUUAGAUGUUUUUGGAAACUAAUAAACUACAAGAGGACAUUUUUAUCAUUUAUCGGACUGUAUUCAGGUGUAUUUUCAGUAACUUGUUCAUCAUAUUGAUUUAAUAGAAGUAUAUAAAAGUAUGUAUCAAAUAUGAUACAAAAGGCAUUAAAGGGUUAACUUUCAGUCGACCAAACAACAGGCAUAAAGGAACCAUUCAGGUUCAGGUGCCCACCUGUCAGGAAAGUCAGCUGUUUCCCUAAAAUUCCAAACUCAUAACUUUAUUACCUUCAAAAUGGAAGUAUUAUUAAAAAAAUAUAUCAUAUCCAGGAGCACCUCACAGUUUCUUCAUAUGUUGUUAUUUUGAUGUGCAGCCCACUCCAACUUCAAAACAGAUUAAACCCUCCCCCUGUGUUAGGGUCUGCACCGACCUGUUUUUGUUUUUAAAUGCUUAAAAGAACCACUUAAAUAAGUUUUAUUGUAUCAAGACUUUCCGACUUUGUCAGAAACCUCUAUUUCAACAAUAUAAAAAUAAAAAAAAUUAAAUUGACUUAAUUAUAAAAUGCUCUUAUUAAAAUAAUGGCACUUGUCGUGUUAGGGUCGCUGUUGACCCGAUUAGAUCAAUAUCUGAUAAUCAGAGCAAAAACUGAAAUCAUAUGUGCACUGUCCGGCACCACACUGACAGUCAGAUCCUUUUCCAACCAUGUGAAAUUUAGGAAAUUCUUAUUUUGCCAUGUUUUACCCUGUACAAAAAACAGCCUCAAGCAUGUCCAGACAUGUGAGAUCAGUUGAGUAUAGAUGUCUAUGUGAGGUGUGUACUGACAAAGAAAGGCCGAAAGACCCUCAACAAAAACUAUCAUUAGCAAUAUUUUCAUGGAUAUUGAAGCCUAACAAGGCAACCUAGAGAUGAGAACCAAACUGGAUGAAAGAGAAUUGUUUUUAGUGUAAUAUACAGCUGAUUUAAGACAUGGGUCAAAACUGACCCUUAACAUAGUGGGUGCGUAGUAAAAGCUAACACAGGAGGAAGGUUUAAAAGUUGCAGAGUUAGCAAAAGUUUUCAUGCACAUACAUCACCAUGUACAUUUGCAGAACUCGCAUGUUUAGCUGAGUCGCUGACUAUAAAAUAUAAAACAUAAACAUGAAAAAAAGAAAUAUAUAAACAUUUACCUUAGGGUGUUAUAAUUAAAUGGGGGGAAAAGAGAUGAAAUAGGCAAGGAUGGAUUAAGGUACAGUCUCAGACUGAAUAAUGGACAUGCACUUUUAUUACAGGGAUAAGGGAGAGGGAACAAACCACAUAUGGGAACAACCACAGAAUAGGAAAUCUGCAGGAUGUAUAGAGCUGCACAUGAGAAUACAAAAAUAGCCUUUAGCCUAUAAAAGAUGUGUAAUCCUCUAAAUUACAUUUAAACAAUUGCCAGGCAGCCUAUAUUUUAUGUAAUCUGUGUAAAAAGCACCAUGACACACAUCAACAUAUAUGGCCUUGUUACAUAUGCUUUCUUUCUCACGUGGGUCUAUGUGAAAAUGUCCCAGUUUGUCUGAAUGUGUUAAAUCGGUCGGAAAGAGACGUUGGAAUCACAAUGGGAGCUCCGGCUGCCAGAUCUCGCGAGAAAGAAACGCGGACCUUGCCCAAGAGUGUGAUGAGCAGUUAAUAAAGUCAUAAUAUUCAAUGUUGUCGUCUUCUUCGUCUUCAAACUAUCAGUAAUUUUCAUUCAAAAGUGUGAUGUGCUCAAUCUCACAGUUUCCAAAGAAGGAUUUCUAACAAGUGUUUUGAGUCUGUGUUCUAUUUUUGGUCCUAGUGGCUUUCCGUCUCCCCGCCCCUGUGUAUAAAAAAGCGGCUGCGCGGGCGCAGUCGGUCUUCUCCCACGUCAACCGGAGCAACUGCUUUGUGACUACACUCUACCGGAGGUUCAUUGUAAAGGUAAUGUCCGCUUUUUCUCCGUCUUAUAGGAAUUAAAGCCGACAUUAAAGGCGUGUGCAGUGUUAUGACUUUUGAGCUAUAGACACAGUGAGAUUUAAAGCCAUAGUUUGUCGUAUUUUCCAGAAACUACUUUUUUAGCAGGUGUGGUUUCAUUGUCAAACUUCCUGGCUCUGACAUAAUAGAAUGAUAUUAUUAGAGAGGUAUGGUUGGUAGUUCUUGAAGGUGUUACAUGAUAGUUUAGUGGUGUUGUUGCGCAGUGUGUAGGGUGUGUUUUCCGCUGAGCUGCAUUACUAUAAAAGAGUCUCCGCACUAACGCGCUAACAAAGACCAUGUGGCGAAGGAGUGUGGAGGCCCGGGCCUGUCCUGACAGCUCUGCAGGCAGGGGACGCUCUGCUCCCCUGCGGCCCUCAGGUCACAUUAAUCAGCUCGUUUUGGCUCGUAGGUACUACUCAGUAAUUAGAUGUCUUCACCCUAUCCUUGACUCUGAUUUGGCCUCCUGUCAAAUGCACCCUGCAGACUGAACUUCCUGACAUCACGGCCGGCAAAGUCCACUUUAGCCUCAAUGGUGCACGUGGCGCUGCGCGAGCCUAGAUAGCUAAUUAUAAUAAAUAAUCGUGCAUCUUGGCGCAUCAUUGCAUCGGUCUUUAGAUGCUGUGUCAAUGUGCAUCGAUUCGUCCGAGGUGCCCCUCCUAUAGGACGCUGGAGUUGGCCCCUCCUAUAGGACGUCUGAUUCAUUGUAACCUACGAUAAUAAAACUAGGGCUGCAACUAACGAAUAUUUAAAUAAUCGAUGAAUCGGUCGAUAUUUUUUCGAUUAAUCAGUUAGCAUCUUAUUAGCAGCGUCUGAUUCAUUGUAACCUACGAUAAAAAAAAAAUUGGGCUGCAACUAACAGUUACUUAAAUAAUCGAUUAAUCGAUUGUUAUUUUUUUCGAUUAAUCGAUGAUUUAGUUAGCAUCUUAUUUGCAGCGUCUGAUUCAUCGUAACCUACGAUGAUAAAAUUAGGGCUGCAACUGACGACUUUUCUAAUAAUGGAGAGAAAGUAAAAAUCCAGAGUGUUUUAGACACCUGUUAAAAACUUUUUCCAGAGCUUAGUUUGAUUGUUUGUUUGAAUAAUUAAGUUUAUGAAAGAGGAAGAAAACUGUCUCAUGAUCAGGGAGUGGUUCAUAGCAGGGCUGAGUUCAGAGCUGUGUGUUUUUAUAGCAAAACGGUGUAAAUUGUCUUGGAUACACAACUGUGUGACAUUCAUUCAAAAACACUUCAGAAAAGCCGAGGUAUAGAGUAGCUGGAUCAUAGUAUACAUAUUCAUGAGCAUCUUUUCAGCAGUGAGGAGCAUUUACCUUAUUCACUUGUUUGCACAGGUAGGUGAAGCCAUUAUCCCAAAACCAUCAUCAUGCUCCAAGUUAAUGCAGUCCCGAGAGAAAGUUCUGCUCUUGUCCCCGUCUUCUCUGUCCUGUGGGAGCCAGAAUUACAUUGUGGUUUUCUUACUCAGAUUUUCCAUCACUGUUAAUUUGCCAUCUCUCUGGCAAGUACUGACUUGUAUGCAUAAUGAUGUAAGCGUCACACCUUUGGUAACGUAUUUUAGUUGCGGUUAUGUAUGGGCGAGAGAAAAUGUAACAUGGAGAGGACAGGAAAGAAUACAGGUCAGCUGGUAAGCCAAAGUCCAAAGUAGUGGUGCUGUGUUCCAGCUCACUUUAAACUUAUAUAAAGUUUUUAGAGUUUUAAAUAUCUGAAAGAAAAUAAACUUUUUUCAUGAUAGUCGCUUUUGUAGAGAUGUCUGAGUUCCUUUAACGGGGAUGGGUACAAAAACAUUUUAAUUUCCACCCAUUAUUUCAAAAAGGAACAUUUGAACUGAGAGAAAAUGAGUGCACAAAAAAGAGGAUGGGACUUGAAUGUUCUGUUCCAAUAAUAUUAAAUGAUAAUUAAAAAAAAAAAAAACUGAGUGCUCACAACAUUGUACGAUAAAAUCCUGAUGUGAUUAUUGUCAUCAGCACCACCCUGAGGGGUUGCGAUUGAGACCAACUUUGAAGGCAAUCUGUUUUAGGGUGCAGUAUUUUUACACUAAAAUGUCAAUAUUUGGCACAAGAAGUACAACAGUUGCACUACAUGAGUCAGGACCAUGAUGCAUUGCAGUUAUUUUAAUUUCCUUGAGGGGACUCUCCCAAAAGCAUCAAUAAGUUCUGUCUGAUCAUUUUUUUUUGUCCCACCCUUAUUUGACUAAGAGGUUUGGCAGUACAUGAAGUGAAGACAGGAGGAGACGAAGACUAAGGGCUCUGCUUUUCAUUAUGAGGUUCUGGGUUCGAUAUAAAAGCUGUCGUCUGUUUUGAAAGAGUACAGAUGAGGAAACCUCCAUUGACUCAAUGUAUGAGUGUUUUCAGGGACUUCCUGCAGCUGUGAAUGAAUCAUAAAAGAGAAAAUGACGAGUGGAAGCCAUUGAUAGAAAUAACUCUUGCUUUCUGCAGACUGUCUGCGGCCUCCUUCCGCUCUUUUAAUCUGCACAGGUAACUUCCUUGUUGGACAGAUUUGCCAUUCCCUGUCCUCUUGUUUGGGAAUCACAUUAGAUUAUAGUCCAAGAAGCUGGCUUUGAGGGUCAGAAUCAGGAUUAUGCGCUUGAGAUCUAAGCUGCGGUGAUGUAUCUUUGUCCAGCAUUAAUGAUGGUGUGUCACUGUGUGAAAAGAUGCCAGGACUGAGUGUGAGGCUGCCAGGGACAGCUCUCUGUAGGUGUGACCCUUUUUAAACAAAUUGGCUAUAAUCUUAUUCGUUGUGCUUUGAAAUGUUAUUUAUGUAAAAGAAUAUUUACUGAAGAAAUAAAAUCACGUGCAUCUUAAAGCAGUGGAUGUUUCCCUGCUCCAGCACACCUGAUUCAAAUGAUCAGCUCGUUAUCAAGCUCUGUAAUGGCUUACUGACGAGCUAAUAUUUGAAUCAGGUGUGUUGGAGCAGGGAAACAUCCAAAACAUGCAGGACAAUGGGCCUCAAGGACUGGACUUUAGAACCACUGUCUUAGUGUUUUUUGCUAUUUUGGCUAAGCUGCAACAAUAAAUCCGAAUUAUGUCUCAGAUUUAUAGAAAAAUAAUGUAGAGCUCGAGGACUUUAUGAAUUAAUAUUUUAAUGUCAUCUACUGCAAAUUAAUUUGUUGGAAAAAUGUCACAGGGAGCUCCAAAUCUUGACAUUUGAGCUGGUGGAACUCGUGUGUUUGUGUCCAGUGCUUUUUAAAUAUAGCUUUUGUAUCUAUUGGCAGAUCAAUUGAUUAAUUUAAUUACCCUUUCAACUUGUCACCCCGUCUGACACACAGUCAGCAGGAAAUCAUAUAUUAGAGGCUCACGAGAAACCGUGUGAGGAUAAAGGUCUUUACCUCGUGGGCGUGGCUGCAUCUCAAAGUCAAGUAGUCAAGUUGCAGCUCUCGGAUUCACACUAACCUUUGGCGAGUGUCUUCUAUGUUUAUCUGCGUGCUAUGGGGUCGGUGCCCUCUGCACCCGGCCCCAGACCUGCCAUACGUGCCAAAAGCGACAACAAGGAGUGAGUGCUUCUUUUUCUUCUCUUUCCUGCAGCUGUGUCCUCCUGUGCUAACCUUUUUUUUUUUCUUUUUUUUUAUCUCCUUUUUGUUUUCAGAAUCAUGUCUGACCUGAAGGAACGCACAUUCAUCGCCAUCAAGCCCGAUGGCGUGCAGAGGGGCAUCAUUGGAGAGGUCAUCAAGAGGUUUGAACAGAAGGGCUUCAAACUCGUCGGGAUGAAGAUGGUCCAAGUGAGUGAUGAAUUGAUAUGUUGCAUUUUUUUGCACAGGAUUUAAAAAAAAAACAAGCCGCUUCCAUAAUAUUGAGUGUUAAUAAUAACCCUGCACAGGUUAUAAACACACUCAUGUGAGCGCAGAGUGAGCGUUAAGACCUCCUGUGAGCUGAUUAGCCUGCUUGUCUAUUCCUGACCGCCGCGCAGCAGAUUAGCACAGAGAGGUGAGGUCCCUGAUCCUCUAACUUCUGAUCUGGGACCGAGUGGGAUGCUGCUAACUUUACCAUGAAGUCUGAGUCAUUUAUAAACGUGCAUUAUGUAAGGAGUAUUAUAACUUAUAUGAAUGUCCAUCCUGUGGACUUCACCGCCGAUGAAUGUCCAGUUACAGGUACCUGUUAUGAGGACAGGAGGUUUUUUUUUUUUUUUGUGUUAUAUAUGUAAUUUUAAAGAAAAACACUUGAAUUAUCUCUUUACUCCAUCUAGCAUCCAAACAGAAGUAGGAAGAAGGACAUUUGUUAUGAUCUGUUUUUGUUCUGCAUGUCAUAAAACAGGGUUCCUACACAAGUACCGGAUAGGAUGGAAGUAGUUUGAUCAAGUUCCAGGUCUUAAACAGUGAUAAAUAUGAAAUAAAGUGUGGAAAAAUAUCUGUUUCGAGAAUAUUACCACAAUUCUAAAACAGUUUUCUAAAAAAAAAAAGAAAAGUAGGUAUUUCCAAAAUCAUUCUAAAAAGUAGGGUAUGGAAAUUCCAACUGUGUAGGAACCCUGGAAAGUUGGGAUUUCAGCUCAGGGGUUUUGCUGUUUUUCACCUUGUGUGACUUGAGCCUAAUAUUAGAGUGAGAUAUGUAGACCAUGUGACCAGAAGUCUUGUAAGGUUGCCGUGUCAGCUGAGACAGAUCAAACAGGGUCUUUCAGAGGCUUCAGCGCGUAAGCCCGGAGGAUGAUUUACACCUCACGAUGAGGGGCUUCCUCGUAAGUCAAAUCCUGAAAAGCGGCUUCCGUGCCCGUGACGAGCUCCGGUUGUAGCAGAGCGAAACGCAUCAAUGACACACUGAAAAAACACUCUGUCUUUACAUUUUCAACAGAAAACAUCCACAAUGACCAUAUUUUUAGUCUGAAAAUCCUGCCUUAGCAUGUACAGAACAAGAGCAGCAAAGCCACAGGGUGUUAUCUUGGCUCUCAAGGGACACCAGAGUCAGCAGAAACCAGAAGUUCCUCACAGCAGCUCUAAAUAAAGUGUCCUUCUGCAACAAAACUGCAUGGUCAGUGUUUUAGCUCUGGAGCUUUUCUGAUUUCAUUAGUACGGUGGCUGAGAACCGCCACUGCUGCAAAAAAAGAAUGCAACAAAAAAAGUCACAACUGAAGCCUACUGCAAAUAAAAAAAGAAACUGUGCGGAUAAAAAGCCACAAUGGAAGUUAACGGCGCUAAAAAUAGGAGUGGCAAUGGAAAAAAAGUUACUUGAUGCGAAAAUAAAAGGAUGCAGAUAAAAAAAAAAGCCACUUCGGAAGUGGGCUGCCGGGGACCAAUAAUGAUAAUGCACCGGUAUUUUAUGAUCCAGCAUCAUUAUUGGUCCCUGGCAGCUCACUUCAGUUGUGGCUUUUUUAAAAAUUGGAUCCUUUUUAUUUUCGCAGUAAGAAACUUUUUAUUUGUUUUUUGUUUUUUUUUCCAUUGUUAACUUCCAUUGUGGGUUUUUUUUUUCUUUUUUAAAUCUGCACUGCUUCAAUUUUUAUUUGCAGCAGGCUUCAGUUUCUUCAUUUCUUUUUUAAUUUUUUUUAUUUAUUAAUUUUUGCAGCAGUGGUGGUUCUCGGCCACCAUACAUUAGUGAUGAGUAUUUUUACACCACACUGAGAUCUCACCUCUAGGACAAACUCUCCUUGUUGUUGAUCCUUUUGUGUAAAGAAAUCUGAGGCUUUAACAUGUCCAGCUCCAUGGUAACAGAGUAAACUCAGUCUUUUAAAAGACGGUGUGUAAUAGGAUCUCCUCACCUUGUACAGUGUGUGAAAUUGAGAUUUCAGUGUCUGAGAAGUGACCCCUAUUGUGUUCCCCCCCUCUUUGUUACAGGCGUCUGAGGACCUCCUGAUGCAGCACUACGCUGACCUGAAGGAACGACCAUUCUUCCCCACUCUCAUCAACUACAUGAGCUCCGGUCCAGUGGUUGCCAUGGUAAGAGACAACAGAGCAGACUUUCUUCAAGAGCUUGUGUGGUUUCCAAUGAGCCUGAAGGGCCUGAGCUCUGAAUAGGAGUCAUGAGGCCUCAAACCGGCUCUGCUGCUGGGCUGUUGUGGAAAAAAAAAACAACCUCAAUUUCUCCGCUGGUACAGAGAAGAGUCAGAGGUUGGCUAUUUUUAGACCUGGCCCUUAUUUUUACACAUCUGAAGUAGUAAGACCCUGUUAUGGAUACAUGGAACCCACAGGAGGAACAAAAAAACAAAUGGUACCUCUAGUAGAAGUCCUUGUUUCUGAACUAUAGGCUUCAUUGUCGCACAGAAUUAGACGGGAAAAGAUGAUUUCUGUAAAACAAAUGUUGUAUUUUCGGUUCCAUUACUAGACUUGUGAUCAAAAACGUUUUAAAUGAACACUUAAUGUCUUGUACUGCGGGUGAUUCUCAUGACACUUCACCGCCCUGCUAUUAGCUUGUCUUUGUAGCCUCUGGGAAUAUGACAAAUUUUUAUGUUUGAACAGGAAUUUAACUAACAGACAACAGAGCAGUCGAAAGGCUGGAUACACUCGAACUGUCAAAACUGGCUCCUAUUAGCAGAGCUGGAACCUCUAUCCCUCAGUCUUCCUUGUUGGUGUAUGUCCACGUGUCUUUUUACAUUAAACAUAUGACGUAAUCUCCAUUUUCUAGAUUAAAAUAUUGUUAAAUCAUCUGUCAUCAGUGCUUGUUUGCAUGUGCAUUAUGCUGUGCUGCAUGUCAGACCUUAAACAUUCAUUAUUUAAUGAAGUAGUGAUUGGUGGGUCUCUCAGUGAGGAUGACCUGAAUGAUUAACAAAGCAGGAUGAGAUAACAGGAAAAACCCUCUUGAAAGCCAUCUUGUAUAAUGAGCAUUUGAUCCUGUUGAAAUGCAAAAGCUGCUUUCUCGACCGCAGACUGUGAUCAUUUGUUAUAUUAUCUAUGGCGACUUGUAAUCUGUGUACAUCACACUCUGCGGUGUUGAAAUGCUGCUGAAUAAUGAGGUUUGUAGAUUCAUGAUAAGUAGGUGCCGUGCACAUUUUAAAGAUGUUUAAGGAGAAAUGUCAUCACAUGAGUCCAAAGCAUAUAUUGAAUUGUAUUUUAGGGCGUGGGUGUGAUCGAUGAUGGCUUAUCUGUUUUGGUGCCGAUCACAUCCCUGCAGACACGCACACAUAGUUCGUUUUUCUUAGUCAUAGGAAAUGAGAGUGCUAAGGUUUGGUUUGUAUCGAGCAAUGUUUAAUCAUUCAGCCCUUAUUUAUUUAUUUAUUUUUUUACCAAUUGAUUAUUUCCUGUCCUGUCAGCUCAGCUUGUUUAAUCUCCCAUCAUCCCUCUGCUCUGUCUGUACUCUCCAGGUGUGGGAAGGCAAGGGUGCUGUGAAGACCGGCAGAGUGAUGCUGGGUGAGACCAACCCCGCUGACUCAAAGCCUGGAACUAUCAGAGGAGACUUCUGCAUCGAUGUUGGCAAGUGAGUGUGCCGCUCUACCUCCAACAAAGACCAAAUCUAAAGCCUGAGCACUGGUCCAUCAUGGGCUUUAUAGACAGACUUUCAUAACCUUCACAUGCUGAAGGUCCUUACACGCUAGGAAGUUUUAGAUGACUAAAAUGUGACGAGAGGAAUGUGCGUUUACGUUGACGAGACUAGACGAAAACGUUAGUGGUGGAUGACGAACAGAGUUGCAAAAUUGAUGAGCAUUUCGUCAGUCAAACGCUAAACAUAGAUUCUGCAGUGCUGUUGACGAUGACGAAAAUAUUUCGUCAUCGUCAACGAAAACAACACUGAUAAGGACUUUUUUUUUUUUUUAUAAGGGUUUUGACAGUAACAGGGAAAGACCUCCUGGUCUGAGUGUUGGGAUGGGGUCAUGAUAAACUGAUGGUAAUGGUCUUCAUUCUUCUGUUUUCUUUAAGGAACAUCAUCCACGGCAGCGACUCAGUUGACAGUGCCAACAAGGAGAUUUCCCUGUGGUUCAAGGAUGACGAGCUGGUCAGCUACACGAGCUGUGCCUUCAGCUGGCUCUACUAAACCUCUCAGCCCUCCUGCGUCCUCACAAACCGGGUGUGGGGGGACCAGUGACACUCUUGCCUCAGUUUUCCUCUUUUUUUUGCCCCUAGCCGAGAGGGCAGAAGAGCUGAUGUGUGAAGUUCAUGACCCACUGUCCUCACAUUCCCAUCAACCCCUCCACUCAUCGUCAUACUGUACGUGGAUGUGGUCCUUAAGGUCCAACUCUACCCGGGUUCAUUCCUGACCUCCAUUCCUCUUUUAGAAACAUUCCAAUCAUCACAUCGAUGUACAGUUAAUGACUUUAACCAGCCUUUGACUGUCAGUUUUGUUGAAUCUGCUUUCCAAUAAAACUGCACACAACACAAA